AUGAAGUUGAGAUCGUUGGUUGAGAUUUGUUCUGCCCUUGGUUGGCUUCGGGAAGUUCAAGCUUCAACGCAGGCAAAGAUCUCUCCACCUACCGUCACUGUAAAGAAUGGCACAUAUGCUGGAGUCUACAACAAACAAUAUGAUCAAGACUACUUUCUUGGAAUUCCCUUUGCUCAGCCUCCUGAACGGUUCUCGGUAGCUCAAGGGCUCAAUUCUUCGUGGGAUGGGGUGAGAGAGGCUACCGAGCUAUCGAUUCACUGCCAUGGAUAUGGAAACGACCAAGUCGGAUAUAAACAAUCCGAAGACUGCCUUUAUCUCAAUGUCAUUCGACCUGCGAAUCUAAAAGCCACAGCGAAUAUCCCUGUGGCCGUUUGGAUUCAUGGAGGAGGUCUCUUCCAGGGCGGUGCUUCAGACAUGAGAUACAACUUGUCUUUCAUCGUCGAGCAGAGCGUUGCCCUCGGCAAGCCUAUUAUCGGCGUCAGUUUCAAUUAUCGUCUUGCCGCGUUGGGAUUCCUCAUCGGCGAAGAGGUUUUGAAAGAGGGCGCCACUAAUCUCGGCUUCCGCGAUCAAAGACUCGCACUUCACUGGAUUCAAGAGAACAUCAAAGCGUUUGGUGGGGAUCCGGACAAAGUCACUUUAUUUGGAGAAAGUUCAGGUGCCGAGAGUAUUGCAGCACAAGUCUUUGCAUACAAUGGUCGUGAUGACGGUCUAUUCAGAGGAGUAAUCGGCCAGUCUGGUUUUGGGGCUCCCCUUUAUCGGUAUCGCAGUGGAUACAACGGAACUGAUGCGAUGCAAGAUACAUACGACAGAUUCGUUGGCAAGGUCUCGUCAUGCUCUGACUUGGUAGGAUCGAAUAAAUCUCUACCUUGCCUGAGACAAGCUCCCUUUGACGAGAUCAACAGCGCCAUAUGGGCUAUAAGAACCGGUCUCGACUGGGCUCCAGUCAUGGACGGGGACUUCAUUGCAGAUUACACCACUAAUCAAUUGAAAAAUGGGAACUUUGUCAAAGUGCCACUUCUCAUAGGUGCCAACACGGACGAAGGGACGUCCUUUGGUAGAAGUAGAACAUCGGAUGGUGGGAACGUCAAUACUGAUGAAGACAUGAUAGAUGCUAUCGGAAAUAUGAUCCCGCCUGAAGCAGAAGGCACCACGGGUCAGACAGUUGACGAACUUACUGACAAGGUGAUGGAGUUAUAUCCCAACGAUCAAAGGGUCGGAAUACCAUCUUUGGAGUCUUGGCCAUAUAUCAUCAAACCAAACGAUUCGUACGCUGAGGCUCACGGAGCUCAAUUUCGUCGAUCGUGUGCGCUGUUCGGAGACUUGAUUAUACAUUAUCAACGAAGGCGCGCAAACAAGUUCUGGGCUAAGAAUGGGAUUCCCAAUUAUGCGUACCGCUUCAACAUCAAGCCCAAUGGACAACCAGAGUAUGCUGGGGUCACUCAUUUCCAAGAGGUCGCUUUUGUGAUGCACAACAUUAACGGGGACGGAUAUGAUCGCAAACCUUUCGGUGGUGAAGGAUCAUAUCCGGAUAAUGCAAAGGCAAUGGCAAAGACUAUGACUACUGCAUGGAUCAACUUUUUCAAUACUCUUGACCCCAAUGGAGAAAAGGACAUUUUCAGUGGCAAAGAAUGGCCGGUCUAUGACUUAUCUGACGGUCCUGAUGGAGAGAGUAUCGUUUUCAACAUCGAUGGCUCCGACAUUGAAGUAGACGAUUGGAGGUCUGAUGGUAUGGAGUGGUUGGCUGAACAUGCUUUGGACGUUCUUGGUAACUAG
Molecule: messenger RNA, 1773 nt
Organism: Fusarium poae
Lineage: Eukaryota; Fungi; Ascomycota; Sordariomycetes; Hypocreales; Nectriaceae
Exons: 4
Coding region: 1-1773 (590 amino acids)
Source: RefSeq, a predicted model, not a curated record